This is a messenger RNA of Owenia fusiformis, 4670 nucleotides long. Lineage: Eukaryota; Metazoa; Annelida; Polychaeta; Sabellida; Oweniidae. The record is from the annotation of a GenBank genome assembly.
UUCGAGGUUUACUUUUUAUUUAUGCUAGUCAGGUUAUUCUGAUACUAUAACGUAUAAGUUGAGUUUAGAUCAGCAUAAAGACAUUCAGUCUCAAUACACCUGGAUAUUAAACGUGAAUAUAAAGCACAUGUAAUAUUAAAUCAAAUUAUCGGACACUGGUUAUGAUCCACUAAGGCGGAGGUUUAGUUAACAAAGUAAAUAGUGUUAAUUAAAAUGGACACCUAGCUUAGUAUACUGAAUACAAAUGCUGCAGUAUGUCACCCUAAGGCUGCCAACGAAAUGGCAGUGAAUGAUUGUGCUGUUUGAUAACAUUGAGGUAUAUUAACGCAUCAAGAUGGCAUAUACCUAUUUAAAGCAGCGUGCAGAGCGGAUGUCCAGUCUUGGAUUCUCGACGACGCAUCAUAAACGACCAUCUUCUCUUAGUGAUUCCUCAAAGUCAUACAAUGUGAACAAUGCAAGAAAUAUAAUCAACAGCUACAGGAGGAAGACUUAUACACCCCAGUACCAGUAUAGCGCUACCACUGACGAUGACAACACGCUUCACCAUAGCAACAGUGUUCCUUUUUUACACCGCAGUAGCAGCACUCCUAUGUUGAACACAAUGCACAGUCCCGGGGGAUCAGGGACAUCGAUAAGCCGGGAUUAUCGUUCAGGGUCUCUUGUUAGUGAGAACAGCGUCAUCGAAGAGAUGGAGCCACAUCAUCGGGAUAGCAUUGAUGAAGAUAGUGUGGAGAUUAGUGCAACUGAGGAGCACCAACUUGUGGAGCCCACAGUGGAGAUAGAUGUCCAUGAGACAGACUCUAUGAGUGGUGACACAGAGAAAGGGGACCCCAGUGGGUGGGUGGAAGAAGGAAUAAACAUGUUGGACAGAUACAGACUGAAAGAUGCUGAGGCACUCUUUCUAAAGACACUUAAGUUCAUAGAUGAACCCACUAUGGAAGAAGAGAAACUAGUGGUCCAGGCACUAAGUGGGCUAGCAGAGGCUUACCAGAGGCUUGGUAACUCGCUACAAGACGAUGAGAUUAGAUGGCAGUGGAUGUACAUCCAGGCGAUGACCUUGAUGCAGCGUUCCAUCAGACAAUGCCUAGAGUCAAUGAAACAACUCCUGGACAAUGAAGACUUCAUCUGGUUCGUUGAACAAAAAUACAGCAUCGAUUCCAGAUUAACAAUUCUUGAGAAUACAUUCCAGAAAUCUCUAGAAGAUAGUGUUUCGAGGAUUUUUGUUGAGGAUAAAAAUCGAGCGAUUGCCCUUAUAUGGCAGAGUAUAAAGAAUCGUGGUAAGCGAGAACAGCCUCUCAUGGGGAUCAAAUGGAUUGAUGAGCUACAGAAGUAUUGUUAUAAACGUGUCGAACAUCCAGAGAAGGCUGUCUCUAUGGAGUCCAUACAGAGUGACAGGUCAAGCAAAAGUAAUCGUUCCGCCCGGAACAGCACAAGUGAAACCUCGGAGAGUGUCAACAUGAAUGAUAUCCACGAUUCAAUGACACCCUCAUAUGUUGCGGUCGAUGAAGGACCAUUGAAUGAUCCAUUCUUUGAUAUGACUGUACGGGAACGUAAGACACAUUGGGAGCACUAUGACGCCCCACACUCCCCAACCUCCCCGAUGUCUGUCCGCAGUGACAUCUGGGACCUAACACCUGAUAAAUCCCACAAGGACUUUGAACAGUUCAAUGAACCUGAAUGGACUUUAAAUGAUAAGGAACUGGGAGGAGAUGAGAAUGAGGACUAUGGCUAUGUGAUAACUGUAUAUAAAGCCUACUCUCCAUCAAAUAUUGAACCACCCAGUCCUGAUAGAAAAUCAUUUCCAAUGAAGGCUGCCUAUGAUAACCUUUCACCUAUGACUGAAGCUGUUAAAUUCAAUAGCAAUAAAGCAGUGGUUCCUUCUAAGAUUCCUUUACCAAGCACUCAGAUAAUAGAUGGCGAUGCCUUACCCCACCUGGCUCUAUCUAAGGAGCGAUAUUACUUCACUCUCGCCCAAUCUCUCUGUAGACUCGCAGAUAACUUCUUCAAAGCAAAAAAAUACAAAGUUGCAAAUGACGUUUAUGAGCGAACAGUUGGGUUAUUUAAAGAUUUCCCAAGAGAUGAGGAAAGUUAUACUCUGAUGGCCAACACACUUAAAACAGUGGGAAUCAUCAAGUGUAAAACAGGGGACAUUAUAGGAGGCAUGCACAUGAUGCAGCAAGCAAUCCAGAUAUUCCAUCUUCUCCAAAGCGAUGAAUCAAAGGUGAACCUGGCGUCAUCAUGGUAUGAACUCGGGAACACUUUCAUAGAGGAGGAAUGGACCCAAGAUACCAUUGUGGAGCAUGUGAUGAGGCAGCUAAAUGAAGCAGUUGAAAAUGAGGAGUCUGAUGAGGCAAACCGUACAACAUAUGACAGUGAUAGUGAUACAGAAUGUGAUGAGGACCAGUACGUUGUGGGAGCACUGGAGGCGAGGACAUGCUACCAGAAUGCAGUCGAUACUCUCAAACAGAUGCACAUUGUAAACAUAGAGCAGCGUGAUGUACUAGCUAGAUCUCUCACCCGUAUGGGGAACUGUAACGCAAUGGCUGGUGAUUACGAUUCGGCUCUGAGCAACUUCGAAGAAGCCCUCAGUCUGUUCAAGACAACUUAUGGAGUCGAUAACCUCAGUGAAAAUGCAAACAUCAUGACAAUGAUGGGAGUUGUCUGCUUCCUGUUACGACAAUACUCCAAGGCUGCCACCAUGUACGAGGCAGCGAUAAUCAUCUUGAAGAACCUCCAAGGAGUUGACGAACCAAAGUUUGACUAUGCCUUCAACCUUGGUCUACAAGGGAUCGCUUACUAUGCAAUGAGAAGCUAUGACAAAUGUGUGUCUUCAUCCUUCCAGGCAUUCGAGACAUUCUCUUUGAUCUACCAUGAUAAGUUGAUGAGGCAGCCUCCCAUCAAGCAUUGGUUGAUCUGCCAGAGUCUUUACGUCCUGGGACAUUCCUAUGGGAAGCUGGAUCUAUAUGAGAAGGCUCUCUACUACCUAGGUCUGGCCAAGACAAUGUUAGGCAGGAUCAAGGCACCAAGCAAUGUUCAGGUUGUCCAGAUCAUUAAGGCACUGGCUGACAACUAUUCUGCCACGGAGAAGUAUGAAGAGGCUCUCCAACACUACAACGAGGCCCUUGAAAUAGUAGAUCGUGACACCACUCACGGACCACUCAGAGUUCUCCAAAAUCAGCUCCUCAAUAAAGUAGCGAAUGUCCAUGUUUCGAUGAAGAAUUAUUCCAAUGCGGCAUCUUUUCUCGAACAAGCAUUGAAUACGCAGAAAGAUGUGGAAGCUGAUAUUAAAGAUGACAUGUGUGAAUUGUUAGAACAGUUGGGAUCUGUGUACAUGAUGACAUGUGAAAUAGAUAAAGCCAUUGAUUGCUUUGUAGACUGUUUGGACCAGAACCAAGAAAUCAAUGGAGUUCACAGUUUCGAAAUGGCUUCCGUAUGUGGUAACCUAGCAACAUUGUACCAUAUAAAGGCAUGCAUGGCAGAAACGGAUGACAUCGAGGGAUAUGUCCGAUUGGCUGAGACGUACUAUAGAGAUGGCAUGCGUUUGGAGACCAAUGCAACUGUUUGCGUGAGAUAUGCUAACUUCCUGUACCAUCAGGGCCUAGAGGGUGAUGCAGCUCUUACCCUGGAACCCGUCCUCCACCCACGACGCACCAGAUCUUCUAUCGUGAUGGUAGAGGAUGUCGAUAUGGUCCUGAGUGGGCUUGAGCAAGUUAUCCUACCAGACAUGUUAGAGAAGGAGAUAGAAGAACAUGGUGAGAUUACUAUCCCAGCCAGUCUCUAUGCCAAAUACCUGGCUGUACUCUGCUACAAGCAGCUCAAGUUAAUGUCUGAUGCCGAGGCCAUCGUCACCGCUAUGAUAAAAGAUGCCAAUGAAGCAAACACACAUAUCUUCUACUCAGUGCUAGGGUACGCAUUAAUGGAAAUGGGUACAUUUGAUGCGGCUGCUAAAAAUUUCGAUAUAGCUGCCAACAUGUUAGACUCAAUGGAUGCAAAGCUUGCCAGAGAGAAUGCUUCCAUGUGCCUUGCAACACAUCUCUAUGACACAUCCAGCCAAGGUCUACAAAACGUCUAUGAGUAUGCUAAGCGAGCUCAGAGAAAAGGUACCCUACCUCGGAUUAUUGUACCCACUAAAUAUAAGACUGAAUCAGAGAGAAUCUCUCCUGAAAGUGGCUCAAACUCUCAAUCUUUCUCCUCAUCCAUUUACAGCAGGGACCAUUACUAUAGUAACGGAACUGACACUUACUCCCAGAAUCGUUACCCUAGUAACGAUAAUGAGACAUUUUCAAGGAAUCGUUUCACUAAUGACAAAAGUGACACCUAUUCCAGUCGUGAUACUUACUCUCGGGACACUUUCACAAAUAAUGGGAACGAGUCUCAAUUGGACAAUGAUAACAGAGUAACAGACCGCAACAGGAAUGAGAGUUUUGGGAGUGAUAGAUCAUCAAGGAGUAGUAUAGGGGAUGAGCCUAUAGCUUGGUCCCCUAGACCUUCACCCUCAAGGUCUCCUGCACACACACGCUUCAACUAUAGUUAUGGGGGACCCUACCAUUGAAAGGACUCUAUCCUAUCACCUUUAAUUAUAUCUCUAGGACCCCACCACUAUAACGAUACCAUAACUAUCACUAUAACGACCUAUCUAAUGAGAGGACCCUACCAUAUCACUGAGAAGG